UGUUCAGCGCUGACCGCUCCAAGUUAAAUGCUCCCUUUCUCUUUUUUUUUUUUUUUUUGGUCUGUUUGUUUAAUUCUUGGGAGAGCUCUUGCGAUCUUGGAAAAGCCUCAGACGCCAUCUACAGUUAAGUCGUAGAUAACUACCCUCUCCGGCAACCGCCCCCCUUCCACGCCCCCCCACCCUUUCCACCAAAAAAGGGGGUGCAGCGCGGAUUCCGCCUGCCGCGCGGCGCGAGCCGGUAGACCCGUGCUGAUUUCCUUUCUCUUUUUGUCGGGCUUCUAACGCGUGGAGAGCAAGCGGCCGCCGCGCGCUCCCCGAAGACUGCACCAACUCGAGCAGGGCUCCUGCCACCCAGCCCGCCUGCAAGUCUGAAGCCUGCCUGGGGGUCGCUGCGGGGGACCCGGCGCUGCAGCUCCCACUUGAGCAACCCGGCUCCUCGCCUAGAUCCACGUUGGAAACAGAGGGAGAGAGAAACUAAAAGUGCCGCGAUUCUGCACAUCGCUGGCUGCUUUGGGGCAACAAAAGGACCCGAGCCGCUGCCGACCGAGUGCCCCCGGGAGCCGGGCUCGGAGCAGACCAGGUGCCCAGCUGCGCCCUGUUGGGGCUUCUAACUCUUUCUCCGCGCAGCCCCCUUCCCGUCCCCUCCCCUCGCGCCCCCUUUUAAAAUCCGUGGCACGGAGGCGCCUGCAGCCGCACUCGCCAGCGACUCAUCCCUCCAGCGGGUUUUUGUUUGCUGGUCGUGUGCGAUCCCCACACUCAUGAACAUACACAGGUCUACCCCCAUCACAAUAGCGAGAUAUGGGAGAUCGCGGAACAAAACCCAGGAUUUCGAAGAGUUGUCGUCUAUAAGGUCCGCCGAACCCAGCCAGAGUUUCAGCCCGAACCUCGGCUCCCCGAGCCCGCCGGAGACUCCGAACUUGUCGCAUUGCGUUUCUUGCAUCGGGAAAUACUUAUUGUUGGAGCCUCUGGAGGGAGACCGCGUUUUCCGCGCGGUGCAUCUGCACAGCGGAGAGGAGCUGGUGUGCAAGGUGUUUGAUAUCAGCUGCUACCAGGAGUCCCUGGCCCCGUGCUUUUGCCUGUCUGCCCACAGCAACAUCAACCAAAUCACCGAGAUUCUCCUGGGGGAGACCAAAGCUUAUGUGUUCUUUGAGCGGAGCUAUGGGGACAUGCAUUCCUUCGUCCGCACGUGCAAGAAGCUGAGGGAGGAGGAGGCGGCCAGACUGUUCUACCAGAUCGCCUCUGCCGUGGCCCACUGCCACGACGGGGGGCUGGUGCUGCGUGACCUCAAGCUACGGAAAUUCAUCUUUAAGGACGAAGAGAGGACCCGGGUCAAGCUGGAAAGCCUGGAAGAUGCCUACAUUCUGCGGGGAGAUGAUGACUCGCUCUCCGACAAGCACGGCUGCCCGGCCUACGUGAGCCCGGAGAUCUUGAACACCAGUGGCAGCUACUCGGGCAAGGCCGCUGACGUGUGGAGCCUGGGCGUGAUGCUGUACACCAUGUUGGUAGGGCGGUACCCUUUCCAUGACAUUGAGCCCAGCUCCCUCUUCAGCAAGAUCCGGCGCGGCCAGUUCAACAUUCCAGAGACGCUGUCGCCCAAGGCCAAGUGCCUCAUCCGGAGCAUCCUGCGGCGGGAGCCUUCCGAGCGGCUGACCUCGCAGGAAAUUCUGGACCAUCCUUGGUUUUCGACAGAUUUCAGCGUCUCCAGUUCAGGAUAUGGUGCUAAGGAGGUGUCUGAUCAGCUGGUGCCGGAUGUCAACAUGGAAGAGAACUUGGACCCUUUCUUUAACUGAGCUCACGCCCCACAGAGACUGGGCUGGUACCGGAGCGGCAGAGGGCAGCGAAGGGACUUCCUCCAGGGACCACA
This is a messenger RNA of Myotis davidii, 1864 nucleotides long. RefSeq names its product tribbles pseudokinase 2 (gene TRIB2). Lineage: Eukaryota; Metazoa; Chordata; Mammalia; Chiroptera; Vespertilionidae. The coding region runs from base 759 to 1790 and encodes 343 amino acids. Gene Ontology annotation, biological process: protein phosphorylation; positive regulation of proteasomal ubiquitin-dependent protein catabolic process; regulation of MAP kinase activity. The record is from RefSeq and is a predicted model, not a curated record. The transcript has 3 exons. Gene Ontology annotation, cellular component: nucleus. Gene Ontology annotation, molecular function: ATP binding; protein kinase activity; mitogen-activated protein kinase kinase binding.